AUGCUUAGAGCCGCCUAUCCCUUCGCGACCAGUUACAAUACGUUGUUACUGGUAGUAACCAAGCACCCAAGUUACAACGCGCGGCGGCGCAUCACACCACUUGAAACCAUCCAACCACUGCCAUCUAAAAAGUUAGCAGAGGACAGAAAUCCAUAUUUUUCAAAGAGUCCGAUGGCUUUUUGCCACCAUUCUUCAGCUACAUUCCCAUAG
Messenger RNA from Akanthomyces muscarius, 210 nucleotides. RefSeq lists its product as uncharacterized. The coding region runs from base 1 to 210 and encodes 69 amino acids. Lineage: Eukaryota; Fungi; Ascomycota; Sordariomycetes; Hypocreales; Cordycipitaceae. The transcript has 2 exons. The record is from RefSeq and is a predicted model, not a curated record.